Molecule: messenger RNA, 1305 nt
Organism: Huiozyma naganishii CBS 8797
Lineage: Eukaryota; Fungi; Ascomycota; Saccharomycetes; Saccharomycetales; Saccharomycetaceae
Product: nicotinamide-nucleotide adenylyltransferase NMA1
Exons: 1
Coding region: 1-1305 (434 amino acids)
Biological process (GO): NAD+ biosynthetic process
Molecular function (GO): nicotinate-nucleotide adenylyltransferase activity; nicotinamide-nucleotide adenylyltransferase activity
Source: RefSeq, a predicted model, not a curated record
AUGGAUCCAACUAAGGCACCAGAUUUCAAGCCACCUUCCCCUAAUGAACAGCUGAAUCCUCCCCCAGAUCCCACAUCCACGAUACCGAAGUCAGGGCCAAUUGUGCCGUACGUUUUGGCGGAUUACAACUCCUCUAUUGAUGCACCGUUCAAUCUGAACACGACCCAUAAGAAGAAUAGCAAGUUGAGGACAGGUAAUACACACCACCACAUCCCGCUAAACGUGGACAGUUUCCAACCGUUAUCCGCAGACAUUUCGUCAGCAUCGUCGCUCUCUUCCCUAUCGGGGAAUGAUGAAUCCGACAGGUAUGACGAGAAUGGUAAUGAAAGAAAUGAAUGUAAUGAACUUAAAGACAACGACGAAAGAUCGACUAUUGGCCAAAAUGAUGACUCUUUCGGUGCGUUACCGUCUACCUCGUCAACUCUCAGACGUAAAGAGCUAGAUAUAUUGAUCAAUGUAGGAGUGAAAAAGAACCAAAUAGCAGAUCUAGAAGAGGUGCCCCACGGUAUCGUUAGACAAGCAAGAAAAUUUGAGAGCUACGAAUUUCCAACUCAUCGACUGGCGAAAAGACUGUCCGAUCCAAACAAAUUACCUUUGGUGAUCGUUGCGUGUGGUUCGUUUUCUCCCAUCACAUACCUCCACCUCAGAAUGUUUGAGAUGGCCUUAGAUGAUAUUAAUGAACAAACUAGAUUUGAAGUGGUUGGAGGGUACUACUCUCCAGUGAAUGACACCUAUCAGAAACCGGGCUUGGCCCCAUCAUACCAUAGGGUGAGGAUGUGUGAGCUCGCGUGUGAAAGAACGUCCUCCUGGCUAAUGGUCGACGCUUGGGAAUCACUCCAACCAUCUUAUACUAGGACUGCCAAAGUCCUAGAUCAUUUCAAUCACGAAAUUAACGUCAAAAGAGGCGGUAUUUCGAACUUGAACGGCGAGAAAAUGGGUGUGAAGAUUAUGCUGCUUGCCGGUGGCGAUCUGAUAGAGUCGAUGGGUGAACCCAACGUGUGGGCAGACGCAGAUUUACAUCACAUUUUAGGGAACUACGGCUGUUUGAUCGUGGAACGGACCGGCUCUGAUGUUCGUUCCUUUUUACUUUCUCAUGAUAUCAUGUAUGAACACAGAAGGAAUGUUUUAGUAAUCAAGCAAUUGAUCUAUAACGAUAUUUCAUCCACAAAGGUCCGUCUAUUCAUCAGACGUGGGAUGUCUGUUCAAUACCUAUUGCCAAACUCUGUUAUCAGGUAUCUCCAGGAACAUAGAUUGUAUGUCAACCAAAGUGAACCAGUGAAACAGGUAUUGAGUGGCAAUGAAUGA